AUGAUUGACCGCGGCUGGAGAAGAUCGGGCACAUACUGCUACAAGCCAGAUCUGAAACGAUCGUGUUGCCCGCAAUACACCAUCAAGCUUGAUGCCUUGCAAUUCAAGCCGUCGAGAAGUCAGAGGAAGCUCCUCCACCGUUGGAACCGGUUUGUUCUCUAUGAUGAACAUGGAGGUGUAGAUCAUGAUUCUUCAGCAAACAAAACCGAUCUUCGGAAGAGGAAACCAACAAAGUCUAAGGGCAAGGAACAAGCCUUCUCUCUGACAUCAGAGAUUCAUGCUUCAGAGCGUCGGACCACCACCGACGAAAAGCCGGCUCACUCGUUUGAAGUUACUUUAGAACUGUCGUCGUACACCGACGAGAAAUUCAAGCUGUACCAGAGCUACCAAAAGGAAAUUCACCACGAGACAGAGGAAAAACCCAGUGGGUUCAAGGGAUUCCUCGUAGAAUCACCUCUUCAUUCUGAAACCAUUCCGUACUCCGCGCCAUGUCCAGAACAUUUACCCCGCGCGUAUGGUUCAUAUCACCAAUUGUACAGACUGGACGGCGAGUUGAUCGCAAUGGGCGUCAUCGACAUCGUUCCAAGCUGUGUCUCCAGCGUGUACUUCAUGUAUGAGAAAAAGUGGGAACGAUUCUCGCUAGGGAAGCUAAGCGCUCUUCGAGAAGCAUCACUGGCCAAAGAAAUACAUGGCGCUGGAGCUCCCGAGAUGAAUUCGCUGUACAUGGGAUUUUACAUCCACUCUUGCCCGAAGAUGCGGUACAAGGGAGAUUACAGCCCGUCAUACCUGGCUGAUCCCGAGGACUAUACGUGGUUUCCCUUGGAGCAGACUCGCGUUCUGCUAGACAAAUAUCGAUAUGCAAGUUUUGCUCAUCCUGAGCAUUGUUUGGAAGGGCCUCCAAACCCACAGAUUCAACCUUCUGUGCCAGAACUGCCACGGAGAGACCUCCGACACAUCCAGUUGAUGGACAGGGUCGAUGACGGGGCUGCAGUGACGAUCCCAAUCAUGGCAUCCCCGGAGUGGAGGCGGCCUGCAGCGAGGCAGACUAUUCUCUCUCUGGUGUACGGACUCGGUCUCGAGCUAGCAAAGGAGAUAUUGCUGUAUCUGGCAUAUGAAAUCUGA
Sparassis crispa is the source of this 1122-nucleotide messenger RNA. Its product is annotated as Arginyl-tRNA--protein transferase 1. Gene Ontology annotation, cellular component: cytoplasm. The transcript is spliced from 10 exons. Gene Ontology annotation, molecular function: arginyl-tRNA--protein transferase activity. Gene Ontology annotation, biological process: protein arginylation. The coding region runs from base 1 to 1122 and encodes 373 amino acids. The record is from RefSeq and is a predicted model, not a curated record. NCBI's taxonomy places the organism in Eukaryota, Fungi, Basidiomycota, Agaricomycetes, Polyporales, Sparassidaceae.